This is a messenger RNA of Anolis carolinensis (green anole), 4696 nucleotides long. RefSeq names its product amine oxidase [flavin-containing] A (gene maoa). NCBI's taxonomy places the organism in Eukaryota, Metazoa, Chordata, Lepidosauria, Squamata, Anolidae. The record is from RefSeq and is a predicted model, not a curated record. Bases 131 to 1702 code for a protein of 523 amino acids. Gene Ontology annotation, molecular function: flavin adenine dinucleotide binding; primary methylamine oxidase activity. The transcript has 15 exons. Gene Ontology annotation, cellular component: mitochondrion.
ACUAAGGGGGACCCUGCUGGGAACUCCCUGCCGCGGCGCCGGACCCGGUUGCUGCUGCUGCUGCUCCCACUGCUGCUCCCGCCGACACCAGAACCAUUGGUCUCCGGGCAGAGGCUCGCCAGGCUGAAGCAUGAGCUCCGACUGCGACGUGGUGGUGAUCGGGGCAGGCAUCUCAGGUCUGUCAGCAGCUAAGCUGUUAUCUGAAUCUGGACUUAAGGUUGUGGUUUUAGAAGCACGAGACAGAGUUGGUGGACGAACGCACACAAUUAGGAACAAGCAAGUGAACUAUGUAGAUGUUGGCGGAGCCUACGUAGGGCCUACACAGAAUCAAAUUCUGCGACUGGCUAAAGAACUUGGCAUAGAAACAUAUAAAGUGGAUGUAGAUGAUGCCGGGAUCCUGCACACAAAUGGGAAAUCCUACCCGCUCUAUGGCUUCUUUCCUUCAACAUGGAAUCCUUUCACAUACCUAGAUUUUAACAAUUUAUGGAGAACAAUGGAUGAACUGGGGGAAAAGAUACCUGCUGAAGCACCCUGGGAUGCACCAUUUGCUGAAAAACUGGACAAAAUGACAAUGAAAGAGUUUAUUAACAAACAUUGCUGGACAAAAGCUGCCAAUGAUUAUGCUACUCUCUUUGUAAAUGUCAACAUAACUUCUGAAACACAUGAAGUCUCUGCCCUUUGGUUUCUUUGGUAUGUGAAGUUAUGUGGGGGAACAACACGGAUCUUUUCUGUCACAAAUGGAGGGCAGGAGAGGAAGUUUGUUGGGGGUUCUGGACAGAUUUCAGAAAAGAUCAUGGAACUACUCAAGGACAAUGUUAAACUGGAGAGACCUGUAGUUCACAUUGAUCAGUCUGGUGACAGCAUCAUUGUGAAGACACUUAACCAUGAGACUUAUAAGGGCAGGUAUGUGAUCAGUGCCAUUCCCCCAGUCUUAACCACAAAGAUUCAUUUCGAGCCAGCACUUCCUACUAAAAGAAACCAGUUAAUCCAGCGCAUUCCCAUGGGCUCUGUCAUUAAAUGCAUGAUGUACUACAAAGACGCCUUCUGGAAGAGGAUGGGAUUUUGUGGUGCCAUGAUGAUUGUGGAUGAAGAGGCUCCUAUUUCAGUAACCUUAGAUGACACUAAACCUGAUGGGUCUGUGCCUGCCAUUAUGGGUUUCAUCCUUGCAAGAAAGGCAUUUAGAUUAGCAGAACUUAGCAAAGAAGAGAGGAAGAAAAGAAUAAGUGAACUGUAUGCAAAAGUGUUGGGAUCAGAAGAAGCAUUACAUCCAGUACAUUAUGAAGAAAAAAACUGGGGUGCAGAACAAUAUUCUGGCGGUUGCUAUACAGCCUAUUUUCCACCAGGCAUUAUGUCCCAAUACGGAAGGAUAAUUCGUCAGCCAGCUGGAAGGAUCUACUUUGCUGGCACUGAAACAGCUACACAGUGGAGUGGCUACAUGGAAGGAGCCGUACAGGCUGGAGAGAGAGCUGCCAGAGAGAUAUUAUGCAACAUGGGAAAGAUUUCAAAGAGUGACAUUUGGCUAACAGAACCAGAAUCAAAGGAUGUUCCAGCUCUCCCAAUCACAACUACCUUUUUGGAAAGGAAUUUACCAUCUGUCACAGGACUUCUGGUCCUUCUGGGAUUUUCUUCCCUCUUCACUUCAUUGGCUGCAGUUGGACUCUUUGCUUACAAAAAGGGACUUAUCCCCCGAGCAUGUAUCUAAUUUAACAAAUGCUAUCUCCCCUCACACUAUGGAUGUUAUCCUUCAAGAUGAGUCUUUCAGACUCUUUUUGGGACACCUGAAUCAACUCAGUCAAAUCAAUUCAAUACAUGACCCAUGGAGCAAGUGAUGUUUUAUUUUCUUUCCUCAUUUACUUUGCUUGAUUGAAAGUCAGUGACCUUUCUUCUCACUGCAUUCUAUCCAUCCCCUGGUGAUACUAAUGAGAACAAACCAGAACAGAUUUUGCACAUUUUCCAAUGUCUUUGGAAACCAUCUGCUUGUCUUAAUUUUUAAAAGAAACAAAAUCUUAUGGUGAACAAAUAAAUAUUCAACUCUUAUUCUAGUGGCUGAUUAAGCCAGAUGCUUGGUCUGUCAAGUGCCUCAUAUUCUUACUGCUUUUGGAAAAAACUGCUAAUGUUUUUCAGCUAUUAUGUACUGAAUAUCAAACCCACAAUGGAUUUGAAUGCAGUGAAAUAAAUAAUGUUAAAUGGAGAAGCAAAUUAAGAGUGAAAAGACCCUUUCCCAGGAGUUACAUAAAAAGGUUCCUUAGUUAUUUUACUAAGUACUGCAUUAUAGGAAAAUAUUUAGACUCCAGGGUUUUGGAGACUUAUUUUUUGUAACGAAGUUCUAGGAAUCCACAAUCAGUCUGACUGGUGGUCCACACUUCUACUCCAGUGUCGAUAAUAACCACUGCUUGAAAGACAUUUGGCCAAUAGUGGUCUUUUUAGAAGACUUAACCACAACCCUCAUCUUUCCCAGAGCUUUAAAAUGUUGCUUUUUUGAGGCUGUGACUUCCAGACCAUGGUAGUGGAUGUGUAAGCUGGUGGACUUGGUGAGUUGUAAUGAAAAUAUUUUCCAUGAUCUAGAAUAAUAGGAUUUGAGAGGUCUUGUAAUCUCAGUAGUUUACUCUUAUGUACUCUGCAGGAUUCUAGUGUUCCUAGCAGGUGGCUGUAUCUAGUCUUUGCUCAAGGAAAUCUAGGGAGGAUCAACCCACCGCUCUCCAUUGGUAUUUUCCCCUUUACUGAACUUAAUGUCAAAAUGUUCAAACCUGCAAAUGCAGUAUCCUUCAUCCAGAAUUACAAAAUCCAAAAUACUGCGAAAUCUGAAAUUCUCCACAUGGAUGGCCAGGAUAGUGACACCUCUGCUUUCUGAUGUUUUAAUGUACACACACUUUGUUUUAUGCACAAAAUUACUAAAAUAUACUAUACAAAAUUACCUCCAGGCUUUGUGUUUAAUGUGUGUAUGGAAUAUGAAUGAAUUUCAAGUUUAGACAUCUCCAAGAUAUCUCAAAAUGGGAUUUCAGAUAUAGCAAACUCUGAAAAGAAUCCCAGACACUUCUAAAUUCCAAAACACUUCUCACCCUAAGCAUUUGUGAUAAGGGAUAUUCAAUCCAUACUUGUUGAAGCAUGUUGUGUCUAGUUUUGUGCUUUGGGAUAGCAAAGAAGAAGGUCUCUACUGUAAUACUUUCAGACAUUGAAAGAAAACACAUCUCCCAGUAGUCUUUUCUUUUCUAUUUGUUUGUUAGAAGGCAACAUUCAGACAUGGACAUAAUACUUCAGAUGUGGUCUGACUAAUGGAGACACACCCCUCAAUACUUUAUAAACCCAUCUGAUUGUAUUUUGCCAUUACUCCCCUCCUCUCCUAUGAGCAAAUUGUAGAACACGUAAUUUAAAACAGACUCAGAAAGCUGUGAUUUUGGAGUGCAACAGAAAGAGCUUUUUCAAUUGUGGCAAUAGCCAAUAAAAAUCAGGUGUAUUUUAUUACCUUCCUCUCCCUUUGUUCCUACCACAAUCCUAUAAAGGCUCCUUCCACACAUGCAUUAUAACUCAGAUUAAACCGGGGUAAAAGGGGGGGGGGGUAGCUAAAUGACAUUUAGCUAAAAUGCAGAAGGAAUUGGGUUAAAGGCUGUUUAAAAGUUGCCCUUUAAACCCGAUUCUUCCUGAGAAACACACAUUUUUCCAUGCCUGUGUAUCCCUGCAGGCAUGGGAAAAAGUUUUCCUUCCUCCCUCCAGUCUGGACUCCCUCCUGCCUCAUAUGUCCCUCUCAACUUACAGGACAAAGCUUUCCAUGCAAGCCGGCAGCCAUUGUCUUUGUUCCUCCUCCCUGGAAGAUCCAAUGGGGGCCUUGGAGCAGAAAUCCCCCCUCUCCUACCCAAAGCCCUCCUUCUUCACUUCCAACGGAGGGGGGAAGGAGGCAGGGAGUCUUCAGGUCUUGUCCAGUCUUCUCCCAGUAAAUGCAGAGGGAAAUGGGGGGGGGAGGGGAAACUGGCAGUGCGAGUGCCCACCCCUGAUGAUCUCAGAUCAGCAGGGGUGAGUAUCUGGACAAACAUACCCCUGUAAAAUCGCAGGGUUUAGGCCAGCUGUGUGGUCUCCAUCCUGAGAGGAAGUGGAAUUUAAAAUCCCAAUUGCUCUUGCAUUUUUUGCUUGUCUGGAAGGGCCUUGAAGUAGGUUAAACUGAGAAACAAUUGGUUGAAUCUGGUGUCCCUUCCACGCAGCUGUAUAAAAUCCACAUUGAACUGGAUUAUAUGACAGUGUGGACUCAGAUUUCCAGUUCAAAGCAUAUAUUGUGGAUUAUUUGCCUUAAUAUUUUGGGUUAUAUGGCUGUGUGGAAGGGCCCUUGGUUUAAUCCAAAGCAUAGCAGAUCUAUCAAAGUUCUCCUCAAGUGUAGCUAUGUAUUCAGCGUGGUGACUGAACCAUAAUCAGCUAUCAAGCAGGUAUUUUGAAACUAAUUGUCUUCUAAAUAUGCCUGUUACACUGCUAAUUCAAGGUAGUAAAUGCACUAAAUUGUUCGUUUAAAAUAAUUUUCCCUCCUACCAUUUUAGCAUCUAUAAAAAUUAAUCCCUGGACAAAUGACAUCCUGGUUACAUGUGAAUCUGUAUAUUCUCAUCAGUAACCAUUUUGGUGAAAUAGUAGAAAGGUUCUGCCUGUCUUUGUAAUUUAGUGAAAUGUGCCUUUUGAACAUGCCUUGAAUUGCCAUUAAAGUAUCAAUUUAAAACAC